This is a messenger RNA of Closterium sp. Naga37s-1, 3759 nucleotides long. Lineage: Eukaryota; Viridiplantae; Streptophyta; Zygnematophyceae; Desmidiales; Closteriaceae. The record is from the annotation of a GenBank genome assembly.
AUGAAACGUGGAUCGGGUGGCAAACCUGCUGCUGGAAAGACACGUGGCGGCAGCAGCGGAAAGUCCAAUCCCAAGGACAAGGCAUCGUCACGGAAAACUACCGGUUCCGUGCAGCCCGCUAGCCGGCUAGUCGCCAGCAAUCGUGGCCGAGGACGUGGGGGAACGACAGCAGGGCGAGGAGGCAAGGCCGGCGCAAAAUCCGCCAAGCCCGCGAAAUCACCGGCUCCGGCGGCGGCGGCGGAGGAGGACGUUGAGCUGUCAGACGAGGACGUGGCGUUCUUCGCGCAGCACCAGCACUUCGCGCGCUUCCUCUCGGGCCUCGAGGAGCAGCAAUUGGGCAGUGAAACCAAGGGAGCUAAGCCGAAACUGCCUAGACCAGAUCGUGCUGAGAAAGGAAGCGAUGCUGACAGUAGCGAGGAUGAUGAAGGGGAGAAGGAGGCUAGUUCCGAUGAUAACGACUCAGAAGGUUCAGAUGCGAGUGAUGACGUGGACGAGGAUGACGUGGAAGAGGACGUGACUGACGAGGAUGAGGAGCUAGCGGAUGAAGAGGAAGAGGAUGAAGAUGGCGCCGCAGCGGAUGCGCGGAUGACGGGAGACGAAGAUGAGGAGGAAGAGAAGGAAAUAGAAAUGGCGGAGGACGAGGAGGAAGAGGAGGAGGAGGAUGACGAGGAGGAGGAAAUGGAGCCUGUGAUUUCUGACGACGAGUUUGACGAUGAGGAUGAGGAGGAGGACGAUGAAGAGGAGGAGGAGGGUAACUUUAGCGACGACGACGACGAUAUUGACGAAGUGAUGGUCUUCGCUGAUUCAUCAGCGGCUGGUCUCGGCUCUCUGCCCCAGAAAGGCGCUAAAGGGAAGGCGGGGGAAGCGCGCCGAGCGGACAAGGGGAAGGGCGGAAGGAAGGGGGAUGGGGCGGAAGGGGAAGAAGAAGAGGGUGCGGAGGCGGAGGGGGAAGAUGAGUCGGAGGAUGAAGAGGCGGAGUACGAGAGGGGAUCCCGCCGCCCUGGGUGGGCUGCGCCAGCGGGUGCCGCGGGGAAGUUUGCGCCGAAACCCCGCGCCGCUUCCGCGGGUGUGGGAGGAGACGCGGAGGAGGUUGCGGUGGAAUUGGCAGCAGGGGCGGAGGGGGAGAAGAAGGGUUCAAUGCGGGGUUUCGGGCUUAUAGCGGCGAGGGACAAGGGUGUGUUGGUGGAUGCUGUUGACGCUCUGCCGGUUAAAACCCUUGACGGCCGGCUGAUGUUCCGCGCGAUUGAAGUGGCGGAAGGGGCGGAGGGAGAGAAAGGGGAGAAAGGGAAAGAAUUGGCCGGGGAGAAAGAGGAUGGGAAGAAAGGGAGGAAAGGGAAGAAGGGGGAGGAGGGUAAGGGAGGUCCGAGAGGAGAGGAGGCGGAGGAAGGGGAGGAGGAGGAGGAGGGCGAGGGUGGGGCGGCGGAGGGGAAGGAAGCAGGGGCUAGGAGGCAGCCGAAGGAUGCGUCGAAGCUUACCCUGCAAGAGCAAGCCAUGAUGGAGUUGCAGGAGGAGAUGUCGGUGGAGGAGCGGAGGGCGGCAGUGAAGAAGGCUAUAGCGCGGAUGAGCACGCAAAUUCUCGCUGACCCCGAGACUCACAUCGGCAUGUUGAAGUCUCUGCACAAGCUGUGUUUGGAUCUAGACGCCAUCGUGGCGAGCCUCGCAGUUCUCUCGCUGACAGCAGUGUUUAGAGACAUCAUCCCCGGCUACCGCGUGCGCAUGCGCUCGGAGAAGGAGCGCGCGAUGGUGAUGAGCAAGGAGGUCAAGAAGCGCUGGCUCUUCGAGGAGGGCCUGCUGCAAUCCUACCAGUCAUUCGUCAACCUCCUCCUGAAGCACGCAAAGCAAGCUGCGCGCCGAGCCGUGUCAGUGCGCGCCAUGUGCGGACUGCUGCGCGCCGCUCCGCACUUCAACUGCCGCUCGGAGCUCAUCCGCGCCAUCAUUCCGCGCAUGGACCUCGCGGACGAUAGCAUCAGCUCCCUCUGCUGCAACACCAUAGCGGAACUCAUGCGGGAGGACGGGCGGCACGACGGAGAGGCCACAGUGGAGGCGGCAGAGCUCGUUGCUGACUUCAUCCGCCAACGCUGCUGCGUCACGCGCCCUCAGGUGCUGAUGGUAUUCCACCCCCUUGAGUUCGACGACGAUCUCCUCCAAUCCGCGGAGGGCCGCGGAGCCGGGGGACCGCGCGGAGGCGCAGCGCGGAAAGCUACCUGGGGCGCGGCGGGGGGAGCAGGCGGAGCGGCGGAAGGGGAGGAGCAGCAGCCGGGGAAACCCAAGUCGAAGAAAGAGCGGAAGCUGGAGAAGCGGAAAGAAGCCGCGCGGAUGCGCAAGGAAGUAGAGGGGGAUUUCAGGGAGGCGGAGGCAGUGCGGGACGAAUCCACGCGGAAGCAGCAGCAGGCGCGCGUGCUAGCAGCCGUGUUCGAAGCGCUUUUCAGGGUAGUUAAAGCCGCGGCUAUGCUGCACCAGCCGCGCCCCACGGACGGGUCCGGCGCGCUCUCCCUCCCCCCGCGCCCGCUGCUCCCCUCCGCGCUCUUCCUGAUUGGUCACUUUUCGCAUCUGCUGUCGGUUGAGUAUCUGCCGGAUCUGCUGUCCAUGUUGCGCCAGCUGGCUGCUGACGUGGCGACGCCGCUAGACGGGGACGAUGAUGACCUGGCAGGAGGAUGGGGGGAGGGGGGAGAUGGGGGGGAGGCAGGGGGAGGGGAAGUGGUGACGUGGGAAGGGGGGAGGAGGCGGAGAUUAGGGCUGAGACUGGAAGAUAGGCUGACGUGCUGUGUGGUGGCGCAGAGGGUUAUGAAGGCGAAUCUAGAUUCACUGAAUGUGGACAUGCGCGGGUUCGUGACCCUCGUGUAUCAAAUGAUUCUCGAGGCGCCUCUCGUUCCCGCGCAGGUCGCGGCCCUCUCGUCAGAAUCACCCUCUGUAAAAGCAUCCUCGUUGAAGGCACCGUCGGAGGAAGCGGACUCGUUAGAAGAGGAGGUGAUUACGCCAGGGGGUAGCGCGAUAUCUUCGUUAGAAGCAGCUCUGGUAUCCGCGUUACAGGAGGUGUUCAUGUCGUCGGGUCACAGGCAGGCGGACAUGACACGCUGUGCUGCGUUUAUCAAACGGCUCUCCGCCGCUGCCCUGCAUCUCUCUGCUGCCGGCGCUGUUGCUGUGCUGCUAGUGGUGCGGCACCUGCUCCUCCGCUAUCCCCGCUGUAGAGUGCUCCUAGACAAGGACCCAGAUGACGAUCUGCACGCUUCAGGGGGCGGCCUUGGCCCCUACGGCGGCCUAGCGCGCUAUGACCCAGCAGCAUCAGAACCUGAGCUCUCUGCAGCCCUCACAUCAUUCCUCUGGGAGCUCUCCCUUCUCGCCCGCCACUACCACCCGCACGUUGCCAGCCUGGCACGCCACGUCAGCACCAUUGCCACGUCAGCCGCCGCCGCCGCUGCCCCCGGCAAGCCAUCCAAGGGGGUCGCUGACCCAUACCAGAAGGGUCAGCCGCAGAAACAGCAGCAGCAGCAGCAGCAGGAGGCAGGCGGUUCGUCAGGUGGUUUUUCAGGUGCUACUGAUCUGCUGCUGCUAGCUGGCACUCAGUGGGGGGCGGCUAUGAAGGCAGGGGCAGGAAGCAGCAAGGGAGGGAGUGGCAGGAGAGGAGGGAAGGGCAAGGUGAAGCAACCACAGCAGUUGAAGCAGCAAGGUUCAGUGGAAAUGAAGAAGCAACAGAUAGCAGCUGGCAGUGCUAUGGGAGUGGUGGCAAAGCGAGCCAAGAAGGAGGCGGCCGCUGCCUGA